AUGCCACAUCGUGAAUCCCCUCGUCUGGCAUCAGUCAUGGCCACUCCGGUUGUCGCUUCCAAGUCGACCUUCUCCGGCGUUGCUCCUACUUCCGAAGAAAUUAGCAGCCUUCUCAACACCAUUCUCGAAUCUGAGGCUGCCCAGGCUUCUCUCGAUGCGUCCUACGCCCUGACAAACCUUUUGAUCCAGUCCAUAGGUAUUCGCGGCCUGCUCUCAUACAACCUCAUACAGGAGAUCAAGAAGGCCUCAUCCGAUAAGAAAAAUGGCGCAAAGCGAGAGAGCACCAUGUUCAUCCUCGGUGCCAUGUUUGAACGGUUCCCUCGGGAACAGCCGCUCAGUGAGGUCGUCUUCCUGGUUCAGGACGGCGGUCUGCUUAACCUGGCCCUCGACGGCCUAGCGGAUAAAGGCCCUUCCGUUCGGGAAUCGGCCCAAUACGCCGUUGAUGAGUUGUUCAAGAACCUCGACCCCGAGGCCAUGGUUGUGGGCCUCCUCCCGGCUCUCUCUCAAUAUCUCUCCAAGCCAACGGGCAAAUGGCAGGGCACUGUCGGCGCUUUUACGCUCUUGGGCAAAAUAGCGGACAAGGCGCAAAUGGGUAGUGGUACAAAAGAGGAAGAGCAAGCUAAAGACGUCCUGCGAGAGUCCAUGGGAAAAACACUGAAGGAGCUCAUUCCCAUCGUCGAGGGCGGAAUGCACGAUCUCAAGGCCGAGGUCGCUAAGGCUGCUACCAAGACCAUGAACUCUCUCGUCACACUACUACAGAACGACGACGUGGCUCCUCGGAUACCACUUUUGAUUGAUACUAUGAAAAAUCCUUCGACCCAAACUUUACAGAAGGCCAUCCACGCCCUGUCGCAGACUACCUUUGUUGCCAUAGUCACCUCACCUGUCCUCGCCCUUCUCACUCCCCUUCUAGAAAGGGCUCUGAAUAACCCUUCAACAUCGCAGGAGGUUCUGAGACAGACUGUGGUGGUCGUUGAGAAUCUGACCAAACUCGUCCACGAUCCCGUUGAAGCUAGAACUUUCUUACCAAAAUUGCAACCCGGCGUGCAGAAAGUCAAAGAUAACGCUUCCCUCCCUGAGGUCAGAGAAUUGGCAGACCGAGCAGUCGCGGUCAUGAAGAAAGCUAUGGGCGACGAUAGAGAUGGUGUUACGUACAGCCAAAUUGCUCACACAUCAACAGAUGAUGUCCUGAAAGUGCUCGAUAGUCAGCUUCGAGCACAGGGAGGUCUGCAAAAGGAAGACGCGGCUCUCUGGAAACUAGGCCAGUCCUAUGUCUCUGAGAUGGUUCGUGAAGAUGUCAACAGCAGGGUCUUUAGCCGGAUCCCCGGUCGAGUUGCACCCUAUCUCAAGUUCCUACUCCCUGAUGAGAACCGGAUUGCCAUCGCAGAAGGUGUACAGAAACACUUUGUUGAAGAGGAUCAUAAAAAGUACGGCGCCCCAGUGGUUGUCAAUCCUGAUGAGGUCGAAAUUGUCAACGCCGAAUUCUCCCUUGCCUACGGCGGUAUGUUGCUGCUAUCUCAUACAAACUUGCGACUUGUUAAGGGUCAUCGAUAUGGUCUCUGCGGUCGCAAUGGUGCCGGCAAAUCCACCCUUAUGCGCAGUAUCGCAGAUGGGAAGCUAGAAGGAUUUCCUUCCAAAGAUGUGCUCAGGACGUGUUUUGUGGAACACAACCAAGGCGAGGACGCUGAUAUCAGCAUUCUAGAAUUCGUUGCCAAAGACCCUGAGAUUGCCAAGGAAGGGCGAGACCGAAUUUCAGAGGUUCUUGGCGAGGUCGGCUUUACAGCUGGUCCUGAAGGACGUCAAUCCCACAAAGUUGGCUCUCUGUCGGGAGGUUGGAAGAUGAAGCUCGCUUUGGCUCGAGCGAUGUUGAUGCGCGCGGAUGUGCUCCUAUUGGACGAACCGACAAAUCACCUCGAUGUUGCCAAUGUCAAAUGGUUGGAGGAAUAUCUUCAAACGCACACGGAGAUUACUUCAUUGAUUGUGUCUCAUGACUCCGGAUUCCUUGAUGCUGUCUGCACUGAUAUCUACCAUUACGAACAGAAGAAACUUGUUCACUAUGUUGGAAACUUGGCCGCAUUCGUCAAGGUCAAGCCGGAGGGCAAGAGCUAUUAUACUCUUUCUGCAUCUCAGGUUCAGUUCAAAUUCCCUCCACCCGGAAUUCUCAGUGGUGUGAAGUCGAACACCCGAUCGAUAAUCCGCAUGACCAAUUGCACUUAUACCUACCCUGGAUCCUCGAAACCAAGUUUGCAAGAUGUUUCAUGCCAAUUGAGCUUAUCUUCUCGAGUGGCCAUCAUCGGCGCAAACGGUGCCGGCAAGUCUACGUUGAUCAAGCUGUUGACGGGAGAAACCAUUCCUCAGACUGGUAAAGUUGAGAAGCAUCCCAAUCUCCGAAUUGGCUACAUCAAACAACACGCUCUCGAGCACGUGGAAAUGCACAUGGAGAAGACUCCCAACCAAUAUCUGCAGUGGAGAUAUGCCAACGGGGAUGACCGAGAAGUCCUAAUGAAGGCCACGCGCAUCCUCACUGAUGAAGACAAGGCUCAAAUGGAGAAGUGGAUCGAUCUUGGAGAUGGCAAGGGAGCAAGACAAUUGGAAAACGUGAUGGGUCGACAGAAGUACAAGAAGACUUUCCAGUACGAGGUCAAAUGGCGCAACAUGAUUCCUAAAUUCAACAGCCAAGUAUCCAGAGAGACACUUUUGGAGUGGGGCUUCCAAAAGCUCGUACAAGAGUUUGAUGAUCAUGAGGCAUCUCGCGAAGGUCUGGGUUAUCGAAUUUUAGAACCGAAAGUUAUUUCCAAGCAUUUCGAAGAUGUCGGCUUGGAUCCAGAAAUUGCCAACCAUAACGAAAUUUCCGGACUCAGCGGAGGACAGAAAGUGAAGGUUGUCUUGGCCGGUGCUAUGUGGAACAAUCCUCACUUGCUUGUGCUGGACGAACCGACCAACUUUUUGGACCGAGAUUCCUUGGGAGGUUUGGCUGUUGCCAUUCGUGACUACAGGGGAGGUGUCGUCAUGAUCAGCCAUAACGAAGAAUUCGUCGGGGCUUUGUGUCCCGAACAAUGGCACGUUGCUGAUGGCCGUGUCACCCACAAAGGUCUUCUUGCGAUCGAUCUUAACAGGUUCGAAGACUCGAGGCCAGGCUCUAGCAACGUCAGUUCAGUGGUUUCAAGCGCCACUGCGUCGGCAGUCAAUUCCGGCGCGGAAGACAACAGUGAUAUGAAGUUCAGGGCGAAGAAGAAGAAGAAGUUGACCCGAGCUCAAAUCAAGGAGAGGGAUGUUCGACGAAGAUUACGACACAUUGAAUGGCUCAACAGCCCCAAGGGAACACCUCACCCUCCGGAUACGGACGAUGAGGCAUAG
Molecule: messenger RNA, 3357 nt
Organism: Exophiala aquamarina CBS 119918
Lineage: Eukaryota; Fungi; Ascomycota; Eurotiomycetes; Chaetothyriales; Herpotrichiellaceae
Product: ATPase
Exons: 2
Coding region: 1-3357 (1118 amino acids)
Molecular function (GO): ATP binding; ATP hydrolysis activity
Source: RefSeq, a predicted model, not a curated record